Ornithodoros turicata is the source of this 2024-nucleotide messenger RNA. RefSeq names its product calcium release-activated calcium channel protein 1-like (gene Orai). Gene Ontology annotation, biological process: store-operated calcium entry. Gene Ontology annotation, cellular component: membrane. The record is from RefSeq and is a predicted model, not a curated record. The coding region runs from base 373 to 1089 and encodes 238 amino acids. Lineage: Eukaryota; Metazoa; Arthropoda; Arachnida; Ixodida; Argasidae. The transcript is spliced from 2 exons. Gene Ontology annotation, molecular function: store-operated calcium channel activity.
AGACACUAAAUAUCUGACGGAAUUGAUUCGAGUUAUUGGAAUAUGUGCUUGACUGCACAUGGGGAUCGGACGCUAGUCGUAUAAGCUUAAGGAUGUCCCGCAUUUUCCGUGUGUUGUUGCGACGGAAGCCUGUCCGUUUACUUAUCAUUUUUCUGUCCGUAUACGUGCCAUAAAUGAAGUCAGCGACUGAGUUUGCUGAUGACUUCCACAGUGCCAAACUGCCUGUGCUAACAUAUGUGUUGUUAUUGUGCCAUCAUAAUGAUUUGUGUAUAUUCUCAGAGACAGCUCUGACCCUGUAAACAUACCAAUACCUAUGCACUCCCUGUGUGUACUUAGAAUCUCGGCUAAUUAGAUCUUGGAGUGUCGUUUCUCAUGAAUAUUCCACGCGGUGCAGAAAUACUUUGGACCGACUCUAUAGGUGAUCGCCCGAAUGUUGUGCAGGAACUUGUGAUCCAAUCUUUUGUGAGGGAGAUGAGUAAACCAGAGAACAACAUCCAUGCUCUUUCUUGGCGAAGACUGCACCUCAGUAGAGCGAAACUCAAGGCAUCCAGUAGAACGUCAGCACUGCUCUCGGGAUUUGCAAUGGUUGCUAUGGUGGAGAUAAACCUCAGCAGCAAGGUACCAGAAGGACUGCUCAUCGCAUUCAGCAUCUGCACGACACUGCUCGUUUCCGUGCACAUGCUCGCACUCAUGAUCUCUACGUGCAUCUUACCGAAUCUGGAAGCCGUCGCGAGCGUGCACGGAAUAGCUUCAGUCUCGGAAUCCCCCCACGAGAAGAUGCACAUGUACAUAGAGACAGCGUGGGCUUUCUCCACAGUCUUCGGCAUACUGCUCUUCAUGGCCGAGAUUGCCAUUCUUGCCUGGGUCAUCUUUUACGAGUACUCAGAGAAUGCGGCCUUGGCUGCGACCAUUAUACUCAUACCUGUAGCGAUCGUCUUCAUUGUCUUUGCCGUUCAUUUUUAUCGCCAGUUGGUGACCCAUAAGUUUGAGCAGUCUGUCAUGAAUGUCCAGGAGCUAGAGAAUAUGGUCAACAGACUUCAGAACGACGAUAGCAUGGCUGUUAAUGGAUCAUCAGUGUUAAAUGUCUGACCAUGGGAAGGAACUGAUGACAGCGUGAUUACAUGUAUAAAGUAUUUCGAGGGCAUUUUAGUUUGUUUUGUGCUGACUUGUAUAAAGCGAGCUUUUUACUUGAAAGUGCAGUAGAGGCAGACAUUGAGGAUGGAUAGCACUGGAAUCUGUGCCUGGUGUAUUGUGCCAAAGGAACUUCAAAUCUCGAAUUAAUAUUGAACAGUAGUGGAGUUACUGGCUUUCUAAAUGGCUAGACGUAGUACUCUGUAAUGGUACAUGCUCGUCCUGCAGACACAUCUCAGUACUUCUCUAAAAAUAGCUUUCUACGAUGCAAUUUGCUGAUGCUAUCAAAAUGUAUGUUGGUGCGAUCUGGUUUAUGUUGCUUGGUCUUCACUGCCGUCCGCAGUUUUGCGGUUCUGCAAUAGGUUGAGGCCAUUGUGUGCUGCCCGUUAACCUGGAACUGAGUGCUAUUUGAAUUAUCAAAGAUAGGAUGAGAGAACUGCAUGAACUUAGUGAAGGAACAGAGAUUCAUAAGCGGGCAGAAACAGGUAGACGCAAGGUACUGUUGUUUGAAAUGUUUGAGAGCUUGAAAUUUUGAUCUCCUUUGGCUCAGUGCGUGAUAGUUUAUAUUUAAAAAAAAAAAUCCAGUCAACCCUUGUGACACCAUUUUAGGGACCAGAUAGGCUUCUUUGGUCUACGAAUCCAACAUUACAUUAUAGCUGCAGAAAAAAAGCUUUUCUGCAUGGAUCAUUGAAACUAUUAAUAAGUACAAACGGUAACUUAGCUUUCGAGAUAUGUAAGCAAACAGUGCUGAUACCUCCUUUACUGGUGUCUUGUACAUUUUCGGACAACAGCGACGGCUUUCGCUAAUUUAUUCUGUUAUUUCAACACUAAAACAAAAGAAUAGCCUGCUGCUAAGCGGGAUGAUAUCAUAAUAAAACUUCCAUGUUGUCACA